UCAGUCAUGAGUGUUGUUGUUGACGGCGAUGUCAAGCUUCCCGAUCUUUACCGGCUGCUUGCUCUUUCAGUCAAAGAUGCGACAACUCAAUGGCAUAAGAAAAUCUCAGACUUCGAGGAAUCGAUGCGAGCGCAGCCGUUGCCUGCUGACGACGUGAAGGCCAUUCUUCAAUCUGCCGCUGACGUGCUAAAGAAGGAGCCCAAUCUGUUGGAGAUAGAAGCUCCUGUAACGGUGUGUGGCGAUAUUCAUGGUCAGUUCUUGGAUCUUAUUCAGUUGUUUCAUGUUGCUGGGGGUCUUCUUCACGACACCGUUCCAAACACUCCAUCGCUCGUCAAGUCCGCACGUAAAUACAGUGAUCACAAUGGUGCAUCUCAGUUUCUAUUUCUUGGCGACUACGUCGACAGAGGUAGUUUCUCGUGUGAAUGUGUAAUCUAUUUGUUCGCGUUGAAGUUGGCACAUCCGAAUCAAGUGCAUCUAUUGAGAGGGAAUCACGAGUGUCGUUGUAUGACGUCUCGGUGUUACGACGAAGGAAUCUGUUUCAAGCAAGAAUGUGAGGCCAAGUAUGGGAUGGACAUGUACGAACAGUUUAUGAUGUGCUUUGAUGCGUUGCCGUUGUGCGCGUUGGUGAGGAACGAAGAAGGCCAGUGGCUUUGUGUACACGGCGGAAUAGGUCCGAAAAUUCAAGCUCUUGACGAUAUAAGACAAAUCGAUCGAUUUAGGGAACCGCCUCUGACUGGUCCGAUAUGUGACUUGCUGUGGGCCGAUCCAAUCAAUGAUGAAUUAGGACAACGAUUGUCUGAUGAAGAUUAUCAAGAGUUUUUAGAGUUAGAUUAUCUACCGAAUCCUCCUCGUGGCUGCUCGUACUUUUACUGCUACGAUUCGAUUCGUAAUUUUGUUGAUCAAAAUUGUCUAAAUGGAAUCGUUCGUGGACACGAAUGCAAAGAAGAUGGCGUGUGUUUCAGUUUUGCCGGAACUCGGUCACAAAUGUUUCCUCAUCCUCUAGUGACGACGGUCUUCUCAGCACCGAAUUAUUGUGGACAUUUUGGUAACAAGGGCGCCAUCAUUCGAUUCACACGAGACGAAAUGCAGGUGAGGCAUUUUUGUUCUAGUAUACAGAAGGCACCAAUAGUUGAAGAACCAAAGCAUGUCGGGCCAUUUCGUCCACCGACAGCGAUCAUAUCAGAAGGUGAUGUGUCGAGAGUAUUGCUGUUCUCGGAAGAUGAAGAAGAGGAAGAUGAGGAAAUCUUAGCUCAGAGACGACCGAGGUUUCUUAGUACGCCAGCACCGCCGCCGAGUCAUAGGGGCGGGUUUGUUUCCGUUCGUCAAGAUACGUUGAAACGUCGCCGUCCGAGCGUACACUUUCAGCGUUCUAUGGAACGCGAUGCGGCGAGUGAGGUUCAUCCCGGAUGGCAGUCGUUGCGAAAACUUCACAAAGUGAUCGGACGAAUCAGCUUACUACGUAAAGAGACUACGUCUGCACGCGUACAUCGUACAUCAGACGGGAGACCUCCUUUACAGCGUUCAGGAUCUCUCGAAGAACCUUGUCUGCCGUCUGUCGAUCAGAGCAUUGCCAACUGUCUUCUUCCCGAUGAAAGAACGAGACACAACUCGUUGACACCACCACCUGACGAAACAUCCGAGUUGCAAUCGGAUGGGUUACCUCGUCCAGUCGAUGACAUGAUGACUGCUUUAAAACGGGCAAAGGGUGGUCGCCGUAGUAUCUCAUUGCAAAAGACUCUUUCUGGUGUUUUGAGGCCGACCGACAUGAUGCAGAUGCGAUACGCUUUUCAGGCAAUCGACAGAAAUAACGAUGGAUAUUUGACGACAGAAGAAUUGUUGACAUUUGCACAAGAAAUUGGUGAGUACUGUGAUACGAAAGACCAGGUGUCACGAAUGAUUGAAGCAAUGGGUUCAGAUCAGGACGGUCGCGUCAGUUUCAAAGAAUUCACUCAAUACGUAAGCCAACUGGCAUCGGAAGCUGCACCAAGCAACGAACGACAACGACGACUAACAGUCACAUGUUUUAAGAAACAGUCUGUUGACUGACGGUUUUUUGGUGCCAAAUCACGUGUUGUUCUAUAGUAUUGUACUUAGUAUUUAUCAUGAGAGUCGUUUCAUAGUUGCUAUGUUGAACAUUUUUGUGAUAAAGUUUGUACUCUAGAGUUGACAGUUUAGUAUAGUUGAGGUAUCAUACCUUACCAAAAUCUGUUGAGAGAGAUUUAUGUACAAACGAUCACGAAAUAACUACUAAUUAAUUAUUUAUUAAUUAUCUAAAAGUGUGAUACUUAUAAUUAGUUUGUGUGUAAGUGUGUGUAGUCGAGACUCUUCGAUACAAGGUAAUGCAUGAGGCAAGUGUGACGAGCAUUACUGUAUUUCGCGUCCUGAGCACAGGUAACCGAGGAAU
This is a messenger RNA of Corticium candelabrum, 2404 nucleotides long. RefSeq lists its product as uncharacterized. Gene Ontology annotation, cellular component: cytoplasm; calcineurin complex. Gene Ontology annotation, biological process: calcineurin-mediated signaling. The record is from RefSeq and is a predicted model, not a curated record. Gene Ontology annotation, molecular function: calmodulin-dependent protein phosphatase activity; calcium ion binding; calmodulin binding. The transcript is spliced from 11 exons. The coding region runs from base 7 to 2046 and encodes 679 amino acids. NCBI's taxonomy places the organism in Eukaryota, Metazoa, Porifera, Homoscleromorpha, Homosclerophorida, Plakinidae.